CUUUGGACCUCGUCGCGGAGCAACACCUUUCGCGGUUGAUUUUUCUCCACAGGGCAUCAAAUCAUCAAUCAACCCAAACCAGACCCCUCUCCCCUCCCCUUCCUCUUCCUUCCUCUUCCAUUCUCAUCCUCCAACAUGUCUGCUCCCUACGACGGAUAUGGUCAACAGUCCCCGGCCGAUGUAGCGUACGCCGGCCAGCCGCAAGAGGGCUUUGAGCAGGCCCCGGCGCCAACCGCGCCCGCUUCUGCCGCCGACCACGGCAAGAAGAAGAAGAGAGGCUAUGCGGCGCAGGCCUACGAUUUCGGUGCUGGCGCCAACUCCGCUGCCAACCCCCAGCCCGCCGCUGGCGCUCAACCGUAUGGCGCCUAUCCUCAACCUCAGACCCCUACCUACCCAGCCGGCUAUCCGGGGCAAGAGCCUCAGCCUGUAGCCCCGACGUACGGUGCCGCUCCCGCUGAUGUUGCCCCCCAGUACGGCGCACCCCAACCUCAGGGCCAGGGGUAUGGUGGCUACCCAGCGCCAGAUGCUGCCUAUCCCGCUCCCGUCGCCGGCGGCGUUUCUGGCCCGGGAGUUCCUGGUGCUGCGGGCCUUAGCCAGCAGAUGGCCGGCAUGAACUUGGGUCCCGGCAGCCAGCCUCAAGCUCAACCGGGCCAGGCAGCCAGGCCCGUGGCUUUAAACCAGCUCUACCCCACCGACCUUCUAAACCAGCCUUUCAACGUCUCCGAGUUGGAUCUGCCUCCUCCGCCCAUUGUUUUGCCUCCCAACUCGAGCGUUACCCCCUCUCCAGAUGCAAAUUGCUCACACAGAUACGUCCGAUCCACGCUCAAUGCCGUCCCGACUACGCAUUCUCUCCUGAAGAAGUCUCGCCUGCCCUUCUCGCUCGUUAUCCAGCCAUACGGUGCAUUGCACGACAAUGAUGACCCUGUGCCGAUCAUCCAGGAUCAGAUCAUCGCUCGCUGCCGACGAUGCAGGACAUACAUCAAUCCCUUCGUUACGUUCCUUGACCACGGUCACCGCUGGAGGUGCAAUAUGUGCCAGCUGACGAACGACGUCCCUCAAGCAUUUGACUGGGAUGCGGCCAUGCAAAAGGCCACCGAUCGAUGGGCCCGCCACGAGCUCAAUCACGCCGUUGUUGAGUUUGUAGCCCCCCAGGAGUAUAUGGUUCGGCCUCCGCAGCCAUUGGUAUAUUUGUUCCUCUUCGACGUCAGCUACGCAGCUGUAUCGUCCGGCCUCCUCGCCACCAGCGCGCGGACCAUACUUGAUAGCCUGAACAGGAUACCCAAUGCGGAUCGGCGCACCCGCCUCGGCUUCAUCGCCGUCGACAGCAGCCUACAUUACUUCUCUAUCCCCAAGGAUGACGACGAGAAUGGCGACACCAACAUGCUGGUUGUGAGCGACCUAGACGAGCCUUUCCUACCAGUGCCUCAAGACUUGCUCGUGUCGCUCAGCGAGAGCCGCCAAAGCAUCGAGAACUUCUUGACCAAGCUGCCCGCGAUGUUCCAGAACAACCAGAGCAACGGCUUCGCACUCGGGCCUGCUCUGCGGGCCGGUCAUAAGCUCAUCUCUUCCCUCGGCGGCAAGAUGGUCGUUCUCGGUGCGUCUCUACCCAAUCUAGGAAUCGGCAAGCUCGACAUGCGUGAAGACAAGAAGCUGCUUGGCACGAGCAAGGAAAGCAGUCUCUUGCAGACUUCCAACAGCUUUUACAAGAGUUUCGCGGUGGAGUGCUCUAAGAACCAGGUCUCCAUCGACAUGUUCCUGUUUUCUUCUCAAUACCAGGACGUCGCCUCACUUAGCAAUCUGCCGAGAUAUACGGGAGGUCAGACGUGGUUCUACCCCGGCUGGAACGCUGGCCGCCCUGAGGACGCCAUCAAAUUCGCGUCGGAGCUCAGCGACCAUCUUUCGUCUGAGAUCGGUCUGGAGGCGGUGCUCCGGGUGCGGGCGACGACGGGCCUGCGGAUGAACGCGUUCUACGGCAACUUCUUCAACCGUAGCUCGGAUUUAUGCGCGUUUCCGGCGUUCCCCCGCGACCAGUGCUAUGUGGUCGAGGUCGCUAUCGACGAGAGUCUGACGAAGACCGUCGUCUGUCUGCAGACGGCCGUGCUCCACACCACCUGCAACGGUGAGCGGCGUAUCCGGGUAAUGACUCUCGCUCUGCCCACUACGACAAACCUCGCGGACGUCUACGCGUCUGCCGACCAGCAGGCCAUCGCGACUUACUUCAGCCAUAAGGCGGUGGAGCGUGCUCUGAGCGGCGGCUUGGAUGCGGCGCGUGAUUCGCUGCAGAACAAGCUCAUCGAGCUUCUCCAGACGUUUAGGAAGGAACUGGCAGGCGGUAGCAUGGGCGGCGGCCUGCAAUUCCCCUCGAACCUCCGCGGCUUGCCGAUGCUAUUCCUCGGUCUGAUGAAGAAUGUUGGGCUGCGGAAAUCGGCUCAGAUUCCGUCCGACCUACGGUCGGCGGCUCUCUGCCUGCUUUCGACGCUUCCGGUGCCGCUGCUGAUGCAGUACAUCUACCCCAGGCUGUAUUCUCUUCACGACAUGCCGGACAAUGCCGGAACGCCGGACCCGGAGACGAGUCAGAUUGUGCUCCCACCGCCGGUCAACCUCUCGUCCGAGCGACUGGUCUCGUACGGUCUGUAUCUCAUCGAUGAUGGGCAGACACAAUUCCUGUGGGUGGGCCGGGACGCCGUGCCGCAGCUUCUGAUGGAUGUCUUCGGCGUGGAGGACCGGACGCAGAUUCGCGUCGGCAAAGGCUCCCUGCCCGAGUUGGAUAACGACUUCAACGAACGGCUGCGAGCAGUGAUUUACAAGAGCAGGGAUCACAUGUCCAAGGGCGUCGGCAGCAUUACCCUGCCGCACCUGUAUGUGGUGAGGGAGGACGGCGAGCCCAGUCUGAAGUUGUGGGCACAAACGCUGCUGGUGGAGGACCGGGCAGACCAGGGCAUGAGCGCGGCGCAAUGGCUGGGAAUUCUGAGAGAAAAGGUAAGCCAGAGAUAGAGUGUCAUGACGUAGGACGUUCAAGGAGGUAGGUACGCUUUGAAUGGUUGGAAAUUGCAAUCGGAGGAAGAGCUUUGACCGGUGCUCAGUGUUUAUGAAGUAUACAUAGAUGAUGGGCCUGAUUUUCUUUUCCCUCUUUAAUCCUUCAUGAGCCAAACGGAUGAAACCAGCAACUACUUCACAUGUCUCGAGAUGAGAGCUUCGAAACGGAAACCCGCCGCGCAUUCGGAGUCAUACCGAGACCCGAACCCACGUAUCGCCGGAUUUAAAGAAAAUUCCUCCUUGCCGGAC
Messenger RNA from Sodiomyces alkalinus F11, 3285 nucleotides. Its product is annotated as Sec23/Sec24 trunk domain-containing protein. The transcript has 3 exons. Gene Ontology annotation, molecular function: zinc ion binding; SNARE binding. Lineage: Eukaryota; Fungi; Ascomycota; Sordariomycetes; Glomerellales; Plectosphaerellaceae. Gene Ontology annotation, biological process: intracellular protein transport; endoplasmic reticulum to Golgi vesicle-mediated transport; COPII-coated vesicle cargo loading. The record is from RefSeq and is a predicted model, not a curated record. Gene Ontology annotation, cellular component: endoplasmic reticulum exit site; COPII vesicle coat. The coding region runs from base 136 to 2994 and encodes 952 amino acids.